Messenger RNA from Bombyx mori (domestic silkworm), 336 nucleotides. RefSeq lists its product as uncharacterized. The coding region runs from base 1 to 336 and encodes 111 amino acids. Lineage: Eukaryota; Metazoa; Arthropoda; Insecta; Lepidoptera; Bombycidae. The transcript has 3 exons. The record is from RefSeq and is a predicted model, not a curated record.
AUGAUAUACUCGAUCAGUAGGACAAGUGUGCGCAUUGGUGGAGCUCAUAUUACAAAUCUCCGAUAUGCCGAUGAUACGACCCUGCUAGCUGCAGACGAAUCUGAAAUGUCUCUUUUCUUCAGCAAAAUGGAACGUAUCAGCAACAGCCUAGGCCUCUCCAUAAAUAGAUCAAAAACGAAAUUAAUGGUGGUGGAUCGUGCAAAUGUUCUAAGAUUGAGUGGGGCGCUUGGAUUAGAGGUUUUAGACGAAUUCGUGUAUCUCGGGUCCUGCAUCAGCAACAAAGGCUCAUGUGAAACUGACGUGCGCCGACGUAUCGGAAUGGCUAAAAUUGAAUGA